Molecule: messenger RNA, 887 nt
Organism: Aspergillus ibericus CBS 121593
Lineage: Eukaryota; Fungi; Ascomycota; Eurotiomycetes; Eurotiales; Aspergillaceae
Exons: 3
Coding region: 207-887 (226 amino acids)
Source: RefSeq, a predicted model, not a curated record
AGUUGCAAUGUUGAAUUGAAUGGCGGUUAUCAUGGCCACUGUAGCGAAGAGUAUCCCCCGGCUCACCGGAGAUCACUCCUCAAGCGGACAUCCCACGUGAGCCCAUGCAACACCAGAAUGAGUUCCUCUUCAGCUGCAGCAGAAGCAGCCAAAGCAACAGCAGCCAAAGCAACCUACAAAAUCGUCACGAAGCAUGACACAUCAAAAUGACCCAAUCCCCCUACCCCAACUGGACCUACGGGCAAGGGGUCCCCAACCACACCAGCAAAGCCCAUCACGAAAUCGACCCCUACGCUCCCGACCACCCCAUGGUCAACAACUACCGUCUGCUCGUCUCCGGCAUCGCGCCCCCCGCCCCAUCGGCUUCAUCAGCACCGUCUCGGGCGACGGAAAAAACCUCGAACCUCGCCCCGUUCAGCUACUUCCAAGUCGUCGAGCACGACCCGCCCACUUUCAUCGUGGGGUUCUCGUCCCGCCCGGGUCCAGUCAAGGAUACCUAUCGGAAUUUGAAAGAGACGGGGGGAUGUUGGAGUGGAAGAUUUCAGGCCUGUCGAAAGCGGCGAGUUCGACGGUUAGGCCUACGAGGGUGCAGGAGUCGGGUUUUCUCGGUGGAAGGCAAGGUGGUGGUUAUUAAGGAGUUCGAGGCGCAUGAACCCGGGAUGAGUGCGCCGGCGGUGGUGUUGAUUCGGGCCACGAGGUUCUGGAUGCAGGAGGGGGCGGUGGAUGCGGAGUUUAGUCAUAUUGAGUUGGAGAAGUUGAGGCCGGUGGCGCAGUUGGGAGGGGUGGCGUAUGGACGGAUUACGGAGACGUUUGAGCGGCCGCGGAAGAGGUGGGAGGAUGAGAUAGAGAGGAGUGAGUUGAGGGAGUUGAAAGAGCAGCAGGAUUAA